This is a messenger RNA of Rhea pennata, 1374 nucleotides long. RefSeq names its product cholinergic receptor nicotinic alpha 1 subunit (gene CHRNA1). Gene Ontology annotation, molecular function: acetylcholine-gated monoatomic cation-selective channel activity; transmembrane signaling receptor activity. Gene Ontology annotation, biological process: chemical synaptic transmission; signal transduction; monoatomic ion transmembrane transport. Gene Ontology annotation, cellular component: plasma membrane; postsynaptic membrane; synapse. NCBI's taxonomy places the organism in Eukaryota, Metazoa, Chordata, Aves, Rheiformes, Rheidae. The record is from RefSeq and is a predicted model, not a curated record. The transcript is spliced from 9 exons. Bases 1 to 1374 code for a protein of 457 amino acids.
AUGAUGAAGGUCCAUUCUGUUCUCCUGCUGCUGUUCUUCUCAGCUGGGCCGACCCUGUGCUUCGAACACGAGACGCGCCUCGUUGAAGACUUGUUCAGGGACUACAACAAGGUGGUGCGCCCAGUGGAAGACCAUCGGGAUGCGGUUGUCGUCACUGUCGGGCUGCAGCUUAUUCAGCUUAUUAACGUGGAUGAAGUAAAUCAGAUCGUAACAACGAAUGUACGUCUGAAACAGCAAUGGACAGAUGUCAACCUAAGAUGGAAUCCAGAAGAAUAUGGCGGUGUGAAAAAAAUCCGUAUCCCAUCCGAUGAUAUUUGGCGCCCAGACCUUGUUCUUUACAACAAUGCAGAUGGUGAUUUUGCUAUUGUUAAAUACACCAAAGUUCUUUUAGAACAUACAGGCCUGAUCACCUGGACACCACCAGCUAUUUUCAAAAGUUACUGUGAAAUUAUAGUCACAUACUUUCCAUUUGACCAGCAGAACUGUAGUAUGAAGUUGGGCACUUGGACGUAUGAUGGUACAAUGGUUGUUAUCAACCCGGAGAGUGAUCGUCCAGAUCUGAGUAACUUCAUGGAGAGUGGCGAGUGGGUGAUGAAGGAUUACCGAGGCUGGAAGCACUGGGUUUACUACGCUUGCUGUCCUGAUACCCCCUACCUGGAUAUUACAUAUCACUUCCUCAUGCAGCGCUUGCCUCUCUACUUUAUUGUGAAUGUCAUCAUUCCUUGUCUGCUCUUCUCGUUUCUAACUGGGUUAGUUUUUUAUCUACCCACAGAUUCAGGGGAGAAAAUGACUCUCAGCAUCUCUGUUUUGCUGUCUCUGACCGUGUUCCUUCUGGUCAUUGUGGAACUGAUUCCUUCUACGUCCAGUGCAGUGCCUCUGAUAGGCAAAUACAUGUUGUUUACCAUGGUGUUCGUCAUCGCUUCAAUCAUCAUUACGGUCAUUGUCAUCAACACCCACCACCGCUCUCCAAGUACCCACACCAUGCCGCCGUGGGUCAGGAAGAUCUUUAUUGACACAAUCCCAAACAUCAUGUUUUUCUCUACAAUGAAACGACCGUCCAGGGAUAAACAAGACAAAAAUAUUUUUGCAGAAGAUAUUGAUAUUUCUGAAAUUUCUGGGAAACCAGGUCCUACGCCUGUCAACUUCUACUCCCCCCUUACCAAAAACCCAGAUGUGAAAAGUGCUAUAGAGGGAAUCAAAUAUAUUGCGGAAACGAUGAAAUCAGACCAAGAAUCCAAUAACGCUGCAGAAGAAUGGAAGUUUGUGGCAAUGGUGAUUGAUCAUCUUCUCCUUGGUGUGUUUAUGCUAGUUUGCAUUAUUGGAACAUUAGCUGUAUUUGCUGGUCGCCUUAUUGAAUUAAAUCAGCAGGGAUGA